AUGGCCUCCCAAGAAGCUGGUAAUACAGAGAGGCGAACAGGCUCCGGUGCCCCAGGCAGUGAGAUGGAACCAGGAAGGUCAAGUAAUUCUCUCUAUUACCCCAUUGAUGAAUCACAAAAUGUCACAAGGGGAGAGCUACAAGCCCUUGGGGCCAUCCAGAUUAUGAAUGGAAUAAUUAUUCUGGCCCUGGGCAUUUUUCUAUGGGCCAUGCAUUACGAGUUCAAUGUCUCCAGGACCUUCUCUUUGUUUAUUUUCUACACAGGCUAUCCACUAUGGGGAGCUGUGCUUUUUAUCAGUUCUGGCUCAAUGUCUAUCGCCGCAGAGAGAAAAAACACCAGGAAGAUGAUGAGCAACAGUUUCGGGAUGAACAUUGCCAGUGCCAUCAACGCGCUGGUCGGCACGGUUUUGCUUUCUAUAAAUGUAGCAUUGAAUGCCGAGUCGUUAAGGAGUUGCCAGCUGCUCCAGACCCCAAGCUUAUGCGUUUACUUGGGCCUCUUAUCAACAGGCCUGGUGUCUCUAAUGCUGAUCUUUACCUUGCUGGAAUUGUGCAUAAGCAUCUUUGUCUCAUCCAUGUGGUUGAAAGCAAACUGUUGUAAAUCAAAAGCGGCAGUUUCUUCACAUCUCAGUGCUAUGGAAUGAGGCAUGUCUCAGAAAAAAAUAAUUUUGAGAGCAAGGAAAUUCAACUUCU
Messenger RNA from Echinops telfairi (small Madagascar hedgehog), 688 nucleotides. RefSeq names its product membrane spanning 4-domains A3 (gene MS4A3). The coding region runs from base 1 to 639 and encodes 212 amino acids. Gene Ontology annotation, cellular component: membrane. The record is from RefSeq and is a predicted model, not a curated record. The transcript has 6 exons. Lineage: Eukaryota; Metazoa; Chordata; Mammalia; Afrosoricida; Tenrecidae.